This is a messenger RNA of Dipodomys ordii (Ord's kangaroo rat), 2058 nucleotides long. RefSeq names its product guanylate-binding protein 4-like. Gene Ontology annotation, molecular function: GTPase activity; GTP binding. Lineage: Eukaryota; Metazoa; Chordata; Mammalia; Rodentia; Heteromyidae. The transcript has 11 exons. Gene Ontology annotation, biological process: defense response to protozoan; defense response to Gram-positive bacterium. The coding region runs from base 109 to 1989 and encodes 626 amino acids. The record is from RefSeq and is a predicted model, not a curated record.
CGCUGUGAUAUCUGGCUUACUUCUUAGUUUAAAGACCAUUCAGACUCCAGAGAAAACUCAAACUAAGGCAGCAGAGAACUUGUCUCCUGACUUCAAAAUCGGGUUACCAUGCCAUCUAUGUCUACGAUGAAGGCCCCAGUUUGUUUAGUAGAAAACAAGAAUGAGCAGCUGACAGUAAAUCUGGAAGCCUUAACACUUCUUGAAAAGAUAUCUCAACCUUUGGUGGUGGUGGCCAUUGUUGGGUUAUAUCGAACAGGAAAAUCUUACCUCAUGAAUCGACUUGCAGGACAGAACAGUGGCUUCACCCUGGGAUCCACAGUGAGGUCUCAAACCAAGGGUAUCUGGAUGUGGUGUGUGCCCCACCCCACCAAGCCAAACCACACACUGGUCCUUCUGGACACUGAGGGCCUAGGAGAUGUGGAAAAGGGUGAUCCUAAGAAUGACUCAUGGAUCUUUGCCUUGGCUGUGCUUCUGAGCAGCUCCUUUGUCUACAACAGCCUAGGCACCAUCAACCAUCAGGCCUUGGAGCAGCUACAUUAUGUAACUGAAUUAACACAACUAAUCAAGGCCAAGUCCAGCCCUAGAACUGAUGAACUAGAGGACUCUUCAGAGUUUGUGAGUUUCUUUCCAGACUUUGUUUGGGCUGUUCGGGAUUUCUCUCUGGAGCUGAAGUUAAAUGGUUGUGUCAUCACGGAAGAUGAGUAUCUGGAGAAUGCCUUGAAGAUGAUUUCAGGGAAGAAUCCCAAACUACAAAAGUCCAACAUGUCUAGAGAAUGCAUCAGGUAUUUCUUUCCAGUCCGGAAGUGUUUUGUUUUUGACCGACCUACACAUGACAAAAAAUUAUUACAAAACAUAGAAAAUGUUCCAGAAGACCAAUUGGAAUGGAAUUUCCUGGAGCAAUCCAAAAAAUUCUGUUCUUAUAUCUUCACAAAUGGAAAGACCAAGACACUGAGAAGAGGAAUCAUUGUCACUGGAAAUCGACUGGGAAGUCUGACUAAGAACUACGUAGAUGCUAUCAACAGUGGAACAGUGCCAUGUUUGGAGAACGCUGUGACUACCCUGGCCCAGCAUGAGAACUCAGCAGCUGUGCAGAAGGCAGCCGACCACUACAGCCAGCACAUGGCUCAGCAAUUGAGGCUCCCCACUGAGGACCUCCAGGAGCUGUUGGAUGUGCAUGCAGCCUGUGAGAGAGAAGCCAUCACAGUCUUCAUAGAACUCUCCUUCCAGGAUGAAGAGCAAAAGUUCCAGAAGCAACUGGUGGACACCAUAGAAAGGAAAAAGGAAGAGUUUAUGCUGCAGAAUGAAUCGGCAUCCAUCGAAUAUUGCCAGGCUGAGCUGAAGAAACUCUCAGAAACCCUCAUAGAAAGCGUUUCGGCAGGAAUUUUCUCCAUCCCUGGAGGGCAUAGUCUCUACUUACAAGCCAAGAAGAAGUUUGAGCAGGACUACAAGCUAGUGCCCAGGAAAGGAGUGAAGGCAAAUGAGGUUCUCCAGAGCUUCCUGCAGUCCCAGGCUACAGUAGAGAAGUCCAUCUUACAAUCAGACCAAGCUCUCACAGAUGGAGAGAAGGCCACUGCAGCUGAGCGUGCCAAGAAGGAGGCAGCUGAGAAGGAAAGAGAGCUGCUAAAGCAGAAGCAGAAAGAACAGGAACAAUUGAUGGAGGCUCAAGAGAGAAGCUACAAGGAAAACAUGGCCCAGCUGCAGAAGAAAUGGGAGAUAGAAAGGGAGAAUAUUCUGAAGGAGCAGGAAGAAAUGUUGGAACACAAGCUGAAGGUUCAGGAGCUGCUGCUUAUGGAUGGAUUUAGAAAGGAGUCUAAAAAGUUAACUAAAGAGAUACAUAGACUACAAAAAGAGAUUGAAAGAAAUAGAAACAAAGAAUCACUAUUUUCAAAACUCCUUGCUGUGGCUGGUGAGGUGCUCAUGGCAGUACUCCCUGGGGCUGGUAAAUUGUUUGGCUUAGGGACAAAAGUGUUGAGCUCACAGAUGGAAUAGUCUAAAAUUUCCUGGGAAUUAAUGUAUAAACGGGUUGAUUUUUAUUUCAAAAGCAGAAAAUUGUGUCUC